AUGGGAUCCUCCCGAAGCAUUCGGCAGCCCGAGUACAAGUUCCUGGCUUCCCUGGUGGGCAACUCGACGCUGGAGCCCACGGUGAAGUCGGCCAUCGACCGGGCGUUGGCGAAGGCGCUGGUGAUGCCCAAUGUCAUCUCGAUCCCAAUCGGCAGUGAGGAGAAGGGUGUAGAUCGCGCUCUCUUGCGAAGUCCUCGGCCGCUUGGACUCAUUCGCAUCCGGGUGAAAGCAGCUCACGGCUUGCCAGAUGGGCACCUUCACUUCCUCAGCAAGCAGCAGAGCAACCCCUACGUGAGAGUUCGGGUUGCAGAUGACGAGUGGGAGUCGUCGUGCGCGGUGGGCUGCAAUCCGACGUGGCUCGAGUCUGACUCACACUGCUUCUGGUAUUACGACUUGAGACAGACCGUCCACCUGGAAGUCUUGGACCAGGGCCGAUUCAACCCGAAGCACUCGCUGGCCAUCGCCAAACCGGUUUUGGUGAACUUAGCAGCGGAGAAUUCUGGCAAGCCGGUGGAGCUUUUUGCUCCGAUAGCCAGCUUAGACGAGGUGAGCGACGAGCCGUGUGGAACUCUCGAGAUCGAAUGCGAGCUGCUCCAGCCGAAAGCCGGGGUGCGCCCUUCCUGUGAGCUCUGCAUGCUCCGGAUCAAGGUGGAUGAGAUUUACGUGCCGCAGGACUUUCCGCAACCUGUCGCCUUCCUCGCGCGCUGCGGCGAUUCCGAGAAGACGUCUCCCUUCGUGGUCCCGAAGGUGCAGCCCGCCGGCCAGGAUUCAUCCAAGCUGCCUCUGGAUCGGCAGCCCGUGGCCCUGCCAACGGAGUGCGUGCUGCACCUCCUCGUCAAGAAGGAAGAUCUGAGCACCCAUGCGCUGGAGCUGGAAAUCAUCAACAGGAAGCCCCGUGAGGUUUUGGCCUCCAAAGAUCUGGAACUCAAGCAGUUCUGGGACCGGGGCAUCUUCAAGCGCGUCUGGGGCCUGGAGAAGCAGGCCCUGCUGAACCUACGAGGAGAGGGCCUCAAGUGCCAAGCGAAGAUGGAAUUGCAAAUCUCCGGUCUCGAUCCUCCAAACAAUCGAGUGCGCAGGGCGCUCCCGCGCAUGAACACGGUCAUCGACCGGGACAAGCCGAGGUGUGGCUGCACCUACUGCAAGCUGAAGUGCGAGUCGUGGUAUCUCCUCGUGUUUUCGGGCAAUGCGUUAUUGGAGGGGGCGGCUUGCUUGAUCGCUUCGCUCUCCGGCUUCAUCCUGAUCUUCUUCAUGGCCGUGUUCGGGCCAAGGCACAAGUACCAGGAGUUGCCAAGUGGAGCCGACGAGGGCGACGACGAGAUGCACCACGCCCCCGAAACCGUCUACGAAGGCGGCGACACCACGCGAAGCAGCAAGGAGCGAGCGUCACCUCUUCGCGUUGAGCAGCCUCCUCGGCCGGUGUCCGUGGACUUCGCAGGUCUCUCGCAUGGGCUCGCAGGCUUUCGGACGGAAUCAGGGAGCAACUACCCGUCGCCAAACAAGGAGGUGACGCCAACACGUGCUUUCACGAAGGAUCGGGACAGGACGAGAGCUUACACGAUGCAUCAGACGAUCCACUAG
This is a messenger RNA of Symbiodinium sp. CCMP2592, 1578 nucleotides long. NCBI's taxonomy places the organism in Eukaryota, Dinophyceae, Suessiales, Symbiodiniaceae. The record is from the annotation of a GenBank genome assembly.